AUGGCCGCCAGCACUCUGCAGUCAGGCCAAGAGCCCCCCUCAGGUAUACAGGGCAAAGGUACACUAGACGAACCCUACGACCAAGGAAAUGCACCAGAGAACACCGCCGUACGAUCAAACCAAGAACCUCUGUCAGGCGUGCAAGGGAAAGGCACAGCGACAGAUCCAUACGAUCAAGGGAAUGCUGGAGAGAGCACCACAUCUUCGCAGCCGACGAAUGUCCCUGCGUCAAGCGCUUCGACGGCGGAGAAGACAGCCUCGACCAAACCUGCAGAGACACGAACCAAUCCAUUGAGUGCGCCAGCAAGACGCCGUGAAGAGAGGGAUGUGAGCCCCGGCACAAUGCCAGAUGGCUCCCACGCACAAACAAGUGGUGAUCGUGGAGAGAGCUACGAGCCCGCGAAGGGACUCCAUAGACUCAAGGGCAAGCUGGGUCUUGGAAAACACUAA
This is a messenger RNA of Fonsecaea erecta, 450 nucleotides long. RefSeq lists its product as hypothetical. The transcript has 3 exons. Bases 1 to 450 code for a protein of 149 amino acids. NCBI's taxonomy places the organism in Eukaryota, Fungi, Ascomycota, Eurotiomycetes, Chaetothyriales, Herpotrichiellaceae. The record is from RefSeq and is a predicted model, not a curated record.